Chelmon rostratus (copperband butterflyfish) is the source of this 3169-nucleotide messenger RNA. It is a transcript of the gene ncam1b, whose product is annotated as neural cell adhesion molecule 1b. The transcript is spliced from 20 exons. The record is from RefSeq and is a predicted model, not a curated record. Gene Ontology annotation, molecular function: cell-cell adhesion mediator activity. The coding region runs from base 137 to 2374 and encodes 745 amino acids. Gene Ontology annotation, biological process: axon guidance; homophilic cell-cell adhesion; dendrite self-avoidance. Gene Ontology annotation, cellular component: plasma membrane; axon. Lineage: Eukaryota; Metazoa; Chordata; Actinopteri; Chaetodontiformes; Chaetodontidae.
CACCAGCUCAGAAAUAUAUAGAUUAGGAUGAGCAGUUGCUGAAAUAGGCACGAAACCCGAGGGCGACGCUGUAGGGACCGAGCGGAGAUUACACGUUAGCUUUGCCGUUUAACGUUCACCUUACUCGGGAGUUGCGAUGGUCCAGUUAAGGGAUAUUUUUCUAGCCUUGCUUUUUGUGAGCUGUACAGCUUCACUGGAAGUACAGAUCACACCAAGCCAGGGUGAGAUUAGUCUUGGAGAGUCCAAGUUCUUCAUGUGUGAAGUUGUAGGUGUUGCCAAGCAGAUAGACUGGUUUGGACCAAAUGGGGACAGGAUAGAACCGAACAGACCAGACAUAACAGUAACCCGUAAUGAUGAGUCAUCCUCCACCCUCACACUGUAUAAAGCUGGGACUGAAAAUGCGGGGACGUACAGGUGUGUCGCUACCAAUGGUGACCAGCAAGGGGAGUCAACCAUCAAAGUGAAAAUCUUCCAAAGAAUCACCUUCACAAACGCCCCCUCGCCCCAAGAGUUUACUGAAGGAGACAAUGCCAAUAUUGUUUGUGAUGUCAUCAGUUCGCCUCCACCCACUGUCCUCUGGAAGUACAAGGGAGCAAAAAUACAGAUGGAAAAAGAUGUUCGGUUUAAGGUACUGAGCAACAAUCACCUUCAAAUCCGUGGCAUAAAGAAGACAGAUGAGGGCUCAUAUACCUGCGAGGGUCGCCUCAUGGCCCGUGGCGAGAUUGAUCUGCGGGUCAUCAAGGUCGUUGUGAACGUGCUCCCGACCAUCAGAGUAUGGCAGUCAGAGGUGAAUGCCACAGCAGAUGUCGGGCAGCCUGCCAUGUUGACUUGUGCUGUUGAUGGCUAUCCUGAACCCAUGGUGACUUGGACAAGGAACGAAGUGGUUCUGGAGGCAGGAGAGAAGUACAGCUUUAAUGAAGAUGGUUCAGAAAUGACAAUAAUGGAUGUGGCCAAGCUGGAUGAGGGAGAGUACACCUGCAUUGCCAAGAACAAGGCAGGGGAAAGUGAGCAGGAGCUCAGUCUGAGAGUGUUUGUCAAACCUAAGAUCACGUACAUCGUAAACCAGAGCACUUCAGAGAUGGAGGAGCAGGUAACUCUGACGUGCGAGGCAUCGGGAGAUCCAACUCCUACCAUCAACUGGAGCUACGGUGAGCGUGUCUUCACUGAAGGAGAGCAGGCAUCAUGGACUCGGCCCGAGCAACAUAAGAGUCUGGAUGGAAAUGUAGUGGUGAGGAGCGAUGCUCGUGUGUCCUCCCUUACUCUCAAGUAUGUCAAGUACACAGACGCUGGUCAGUACCUCUGCACAGCACGCAGUGCCAUCGGAGAGGAUGAUCAGCUGGCAUAUCUGGAGGUUCGCUAUGCCCCUAAGAUCCAUGGUGCAGUGGCAGUGUAUACCUGGGAGGGCAAUGCUGUCAAUAUCAGCUGUGAGGUCAAAGCUCAUCCCAGCGAUGUGUCUAUUGUGUGGCUGAGAGACGGACUGCAGCUCCCCAACUCAAACACCACCAACAUUAAGAUCUUCAGAACGCCAUCAUCCAGCUACCUCCAGAUAACCCCCGAGUCUGAAAAUGACUUCGGAAGCUAUAACUGCACUGCUUCAAAUGAGAUGGGUACAGAGUCCAAGGAGUUCCUCCUCAUCCAGGCCGAGGUGCCAUCAGCUCCAUCCAUCAGUGAGGUGAGACCCUUCUCCACCACAGCACAGAUCCAGUUUGAGGAGCCUGAAUCCACUGGAGGUGUUCCGGUCCUGAAAUACAGAGCAGAGUGGAGGACUCAGGGCAGGGGCAGCUGGGUGCAGAGGGUCUAUGAAGACGGCUCUAUCAGCGAGGUGACUAUCACAGACCUGAAGCCAGAGACCAGCUACGAAGUGAAGUUGUCAGCCAUCAACGGGAAGGGUGAAGGUGAAAGGAGCCCCGCUGAGUUCUUCAAGACGGAGCCUGUCCGCUACACUUACAAAAACGGCAUUUUUCAUUUUUUCUCUGAAGACACAGAAGGGAAUCCCAAUCCUCCUAAACUGGAAGGGACACUUCAACCCAAAGGCAACUCCCUCAAAGUGAGCUGGAUCAAGCAGGACGACGGCGGCUCACCCAUUUUACAUUAUCUCGUCCGUUAUAAACCACUACAGGCUUCAGACUGGAAGCCAGAAAUCCGGCAGCCCAGCGACAGCGAGUACGUGGUUCUCAGCGGGCUGGAGUGGGACACAGAGUAUAAUGUCUAUGUGGUGGCAGAGAAUCAGAAGGGCAAGUCCCAGCCAGCAACCAUGUCCUUCAGGACGUCCACAGAACCAGAGGCCAUCCCAGCCACUCAGGGCUGUUCAUCUGUGACAUGCACUUUGGUAUCACUCAUCUUGUCCCUCAUCACUGUACUCCUGCUCUCAUAGUUUUGUGGGGAAUUCACACCAUAACUGUAGAGGAGAGCUUGCCUUUCUCUGGCCUGGCUGUCUCUCUGGACGCUUUCACUCCUUAAAACAGACUUUCUCCAUGGCAGAUGUGUCUCUGUUAUGGGCGAGAAAAGGGUGCCGUGUAGCUUCAGAACAGACCAGACAGACGUGUUGAACCAAAGGCAGUGGAAAUCCUCCGCCUCCUACAGAUUCACUCUGCUCAGCAUUAGCACAGCUAGUCAUCAGUACUAGACAACAGAGAGGAAUGCCAGUUUACAGUAAUGAACAAUAGUGGAAUUGAAAUGAGGUUAUAUUAAAAAAUAGCACUUAGAACAGAAUAAAGGCUGAGUGCUGGGCCUGUCCGUUUACAUAAACACUGUAUUAUAUUCUUUAAUCGCUUACAAAAUUAUGCAGAUGCACUGUAAAGGUUUGUAACAUUAACGUUUACAUUAUUGAAAACAGAACCGCCUAACUGAAAACUGUUUGUAAUAAUAAUAUUGGCACACUUUGACAAGUUGUAUACAGAAUUAUCAUAAAGGAAACUGUUAUUUUUGUGCUUAGUAAGACAAAUGUUCACAUAUUUCUCAUGCAUGCAAUGUGUAUCAAAUAUCACGCAAAAACACCUGUUUUUCUACAUUUGUAUUGGAGGGUGCUUUACUGCUGCAUUUGAUUCUCUAGCAGAUCUUGAUUACCUGUUAAUCAUUUGUAUGUUAAGAGUCACAUUUAUCUAGAAACAGGAUAUUUUUCUGCAGUCUUCAGCUGUUAUUAAAUUGGACUUCACACAAACAGUGAAGC